Molecule: messenger RNA, 1496 nt
Organism: Aegilops tauschii subsp. strangulata
Lineage: Eukaryota; Viridiplantae; Streptophyta; Magnoliopsida; Poales; Poaceae
Molecular function (GO): protein binding
Source: RefSeq, a predicted model, not a curated record
ACCCAAACCCUGAAGCCCCGGAAUGGAGGGCCAGACGCCGCCGGACAGUAUGCAAGGCGAGGCGCGGCCGCCGCCGGCGUAUGUAUCCAAGGUGCUUGAAGACGACAACCUCCUGACGGAGAUCAUCGUCCGCGUCGGGUUCCCCACCAGCCUGGUCCGCGCCGCCUGCGUCUGCAGGCGCUGGCUCAGCCACGCCUCCGACCGCGCAUUCCUCCGCCGUUUCCGCGAGCUCCACCCGCCAAGACUCCUCGGCUUCUACCUCGCGCAAGGCUAUCCGUACGACGCCGCACGCUUCUUCCCGAUGCUGCCUCAGCCCCCGGAGCUCGCUGCCGUCAUCCGCCGCACAAACUUCUCCAAAAAAGAAGGGGGUACCAUGGUGGGCUGCUCGAACGGCAGCGUCCUCACCCGCCGCAUGAACUUCAGCGUCCUCAGCCUCACCAACAGCGUCCUCGCCUACGAGCUUGUAUUUGCAGUGCACAGCCCACUGUGCUAUGACUAUGACCGUGGUAUGGCCAUCCUCCCAGGAUUACAGUUCACAAUGCCCUGUUUGUACAAUUGGGCACAACUCUUCUCCAAAGAAGAAGGGGAUGGCUCGUCCUACUUUUAUGUCACCGUGGAGGAUACCAUGGAACCUAAGGUGAAUGUUUAUAUGUUGCAAACUGGUGAUGAUGCCUGGCAGAAACAUCUCACCUUGGGGUCAGAUCGCCUCCUGCAUCCACAAUCUAGUCCUAAAGGCGUACUUGUUGACAGCAAAAUCUAUUUUGCGACCGACAAUGCAAUUGUUGUCCUAGAUUUGACAUCCUCAAUAUUAUCGGCAAUUCAGCUCCCACACGGGGUGGGUUUUGACCUAGGCACCACCAUGUUGUCGCGGGUCGAUGAUGGUUCUGGUGUAUAUCUCAUCCAUAUCAAGGAGCUUCAACUUCAUAUCUGGCUCCACAAUGGGGACAAUUGGUUGCUGGUGGACACCAUUUGCUUGAGCGAAACAUGUGCUGGUUUGCUUGAGGAUGAGCCUACUGCUGAUAUCCGGAUAAACCAUGUGGGGGACUAUAAUGGGUUUGUAUUCUUGGAGAUGGGUCGAUCCGCACACUACUUGGAUGUCAGGCGCAGGACGUUGUGUAAAGUGUACGAGAUGACAACAGAGGAGAAAUAUUUGGGUGAUAUCUAUCCUUUAAUGAUGACCUGGGCUCCCUUUUUCCCUACUGUCCGUCCUGCAAGGAAUGCCACGUGAAGGGAUACGAGGAAGCUUUUGGAUGGCUUCUGACUAAUCCUUAAAUUUUAGCCGCAGUCUGUCUAAUCUACAUGGCACAUGUGCUGGAUCUGUAAUUCUUGUCGUGGUUUUAGUUCCAAUUUUAUUGUACUUGUAGAGAGGGAUGAACCAAAAGCAGUUGCCAGUAGGCUCACGUGAGUGCAUCGGUUUUUUUUUUGAGUGGUAGUGAAUGCAUCAUGUAAGAGUGGCAAUUGUGUAUAAGUUUCUGAAUGGGCUGACACUAUUCACA